This is a messenger RNA of Zea mays, 1006 nucleotides long. RefSeq lists its product as uncharacterized. Gene Ontology annotation, cellular component: chloroplast. The transcript is spliced from 2 exons. Lineage: Eukaryota; Viridiplantae; Streptophyta; Magnoliopsida; Poales; Poaceae. The record is from RefSeq and is marked validated. Bases 136 to 909 code for a protein of 257 amino acids.
GCACGCAAGGGCAAUUUGGUCUUGUUACGGAACAGAAGGGAUAUGGUUCCCGGGCUCCGGCGACGACGAGAGGUAGGCAGAAAUCGUUUGCCAAAUCAACACCAGCAACAGCAAAGCGACUACAGAGAGUAGGAGAUGCUUACUCUCCACACCAUUCAGUCAUGCCCCUCGCUGCGCAGAUCCUCUCUGUUCCGGCGUGCUCUGCUAGGCAGGAAGAGAUCUUUCAUUUCUGCCAGCAGUUCUGAGGAUGCCGAAUCCGGCACUCCCCCGCCGCUUGGUGGCGACAAACACCAGCAGGAGGUUCUUGCACAGAUCGCCAUGCUUCAGACGCAGAAGGUGCGCAUCACAGACUUCUUGGACGAGCGCUCUGCUUACCUGACCAAGUUCGCCAAGGACGCCGACUCGGAGUUCGACCUGAUUGGGCAGAACGCUAUGAAAGAACUUGAUGCCGUUGGUGACCAGAUACUGGAGAGGCUCGACAGCAAGAUGCAAGCCUUCGAGGAGACGGCUGAGGUGCAACGGCAAGAGAUAGAAAUGAACGAUAAGGUGUUAGAGGACUUCGAAGACUGGAUCGAAAAGGAGAAAAACGAAGGGAUGUUCUUCAAAAGCCUUGGCAAGGUCAAACCUCGGAACAAGAUGGAAAUAAAGGUGAAAGCCAAGGUGGAAGCACAGAAGGUCAAAGAGAUUGCAGAGGAGAGUGCAGGAUCAAAAACUCGUAUGAACAUUUACCUGGGGCUGAUGGGGAUACUCGGGAUUACAAUUGCGAAUGCCAUCUUUGCAACACCAGAGGUGGAGUGGAGGAAGGUUGCUGCUCUGGGUCUGAUUUUCAUUGGUCUGGUUGCUCAGGUCAUCUACGAGCAGGAUAUCUCACCGCCGGAAGCUGAGAAGACAGAGAAAAUAGAAGAAUAAAAAAGGAGUUGCAGACAUAUCGGUAGGGUGGUGUAAUCUCACACAGGCAAUGUAAACUGUAUAUGGUAGCAUGAAUAGAUACAAGGUUUAAUACUUC